Nothoprocta perdicaria is the source of this 1556-nucleotide messenger RNA. It is a transcript of the gene YJU2, whose product is annotated as YJU2 splicing factor homolog. Gene Ontology annotation, biological process: mRNA splicing, via spliceosome. The transcript is spliced from 8 exons. The record is from RefSeq and is a predicted model, not a curated record. NCBI's taxonomy places the organism in Eukaryota, Metazoa, Chordata, Aves, Tinamiformes, Tinamidae. The coding region runs from base 12 to 971 and encodes 319 amino acids. Gene Ontology annotation, cellular component: U2-type catalytic step 1 spliceosome.
GGGCGGCAGCCAUGUCGGAACGGAAGGUUUUGAACAAAUACUACCCGCCCGACUUCGACCCCGCGAAGAUCCCCAAGCUCAAGCUCCCCAAGGACCGGCAGUAUGUGGUGCGGCUCAUGGCUCCCUUCAACAUGCGGUGCAAGACGUGUGGCGAGUACAUCUACAAGGGGAAGAAGUUCAACGCCCGUAAGGAGACUGUGCAGAACGAGGUGUACCUGGGGCUUCCCAUCUUCCGCUUCUACAUCAAGUGCACGCGCUGCUUGGCAGAGAUCACGUUCAAGACAGAUCCUGAGAACACGGACUACACCAUGGAGCACGGGGCCACCCGCAACUUCCAAGCRGAGAAGCUCCUGGAGGAAGAGGAGAAGCGAAUGCAGAAGGAGAGGGAAGACGAAGAGCUGAACAACCCUAUGAAGGUCCUGGAGAAUCGAACCAARGACUCCAAGUUGGAGAUGGAGGUUYUGGAGAACCUGCAGGAGCUGAAGGAGCUCAAUCAGCGCCAGGCGAAUGUGGACUUUGAGGCCAUGCUGAAGCAGUACAAGGAGUACGAGGAGGAGCAGAAGCGCAAGGAGCAAGAGGAGGAUGAGCAGGAGAUGAAGGCGAUGCUGGAGCAGGCCCAGAGCCGGCGGCUGCUGCUCGACUCCGACGCUGCCCAGGAGCCCGCUAGAGGCCCCGCGAAGCCCGCGGCCAAACUGAAACCCACAGACAUCCUGCAGGAGGAGCCCCAGCCCCAGACUAAGAAGCCCAAGACGGAGAGCUGGGAGCGGAGCGUGGGCGCGUUGAGCAGCAAGGCCCAGCUCGCCGGGCUGGUCACGGUGAAGAAGCCAAAGCCGGGUGCCACCCUGGCCAACGGGACGGAGAAACAAGGCGCCACGGCCAGCGCAGACUCCUGUCCCCCAGUCCCGGGCACCACAUCCUCCCUCAGCUUGUUGGGGACGUAUUCAGACAGCGAGGACAGCGCCAGCGACUGACGCGCCGCCCGGAGCGGGGACUUGUGGCCUGUUCCUCCCCUGCCGCUUCCACGGACACUGGCCGGCUGGAGUCGCGGUGUCGUCACGCGGGGGACGCUGCGGCGGCACAGACGGCACUGCCCUGAGCCUGGCACUGUCAACAUGACGGCCCCAGUGCGGGGUGACGAGUGUGGAUGACUCCCUGUCCUGACCCUGUCACUGAGGGGCUGUCCCUGCCUCCCGGCCGCCCCAGGAGCGGGAUGAGUCCCAGCUCUGCUCCCAUCACUUACUGGGGGUCCCGGGGCUGGCCUGGGUUGUGCGGUGUCGGUUCUGCAGGUCCCCGCUGCCCUCUCCCUGCUCUGCCUUCCCUGGGCCAGCRGGUGGGAGUCGCUGUCCCUCCAGCUGCCAGGGAGGGACCCUGGGGCCUUGUGUCCUGGUGUGUGGGGAUGGCAGGAGCUCAGUGUCCCUGUGGUGUCACCUCAACACCCCCUUGGCCCGCUCUAGCUCUCCAUAACCRCCUGCCCUGCGUGUCUGGCUAGUUCUGGCGUGCACAGGGGCGGAAGGCAGAGCUGGGGGUACAGCCGAGCUGUGGGGCUGGGGCUGUCC